Molecule: messenger RNA, 599 nt
Organism: Radiomyces spectabilis
Lineage: Eukaryota; Fungi; Mucoromycota; Mucoromycetes; Mucorales; Radiomycetaceae
Exons: 1
Coding region: 200-580 (126 amino acids)
Source: RefSeq, a predicted model, not a curated record
CCACUAUCCGCAACAGAACGACGACCUUUCGACAAAUCCAGCAAGUCCAAAAAGAAGUUUUCGACGUUUUUUCCGAAAUCAUUAAGAGGUCAAACAAUGAAAUCACAACCAACAAUGACUAUUGACCAACCCCACAACGAACUCGUGUUCCCAGAAAUCCGCCUUCCCUUAUGAAUCCAAUGUUUACCGUCCCAAAUUAAUGGAAAUUCAAGGCUACGAAGAUAAAUACUUCCACCAGUUCCGCGAUCCAUCCCGCUUCAUCGCCUUUUUCACCACUCCCUUAACUCCAGCUGGUUUAACCAUCUUUUCGGGUGAUAUGCCACACAACAUGCCUAUGCGGUUUCCACUCUUCAACUCUUCCGCGAUAACUCAUCUCCACCCAAAUCCAAGUACGCUUCGCACCAAUGACGAGAUCAACAAGUUCGUCGCAACUCUGCUUCACAACUCGCUUCCAGUUCGCAUCUAUCAACCGACUAGUAGUUUACACCGAAUGUUUGAAUACCUGCGCGGUACUUCUACCUUAUCCUUAGCGGGACUCCAAUUCAAAUGGUUAUCUUCUUGGAAUGGCUUACUUUCUUAGACCAUCUGACUUGCACCGA